UUUUACCAGCAGAUAUAAAGAUCGUCAUUUGGAGGGGGUAGCACUCAAGGUCAGAGUCAGCAAAUCCUCCUCUAAAAAUAGACUCUAGUUGCAAAGUUAGUAAGGUUUCUUUUGUCGUUCUGCUGCACUUCACAGGACCUGCUUACCUACAGCACCCACCUAAGCUUACAGUUCCCCAGGUGCUCUAGACCCUAGCUGUUAGGCCUAUCAAAUUCUUACCAGUGGAUUUUCCAGGAAACAAAUUCCCAGUGGAGACUGAACUUCAGUAGUCACAAACCUUUGGCUUUUGUUCCAAUUGCUGUUUCUUGCACAUCCCAAGAGCACUACUCCAUGGAUAAAAUGUCAUCAGGAAGUUGGAAUGCUGCGAAGAGAAAUGCAUACACAGCAAUCAAAGUAGAUCCUGAAGAGGACUACUGUACCCCAGGGGCAUUUGAACUGGAGCGACUCCUCUGGAAGGGAUGCCCAAAGUACACUCAUGUCAAUGAAGUCUGGCCCAACCUCUACAUAGGAGAUGAAAAAACUGCAUUAGAUCGCUACAGCCUGGAGAAGGAGGGAUUCACCCACAUCCUCAACGCAGCCCAUGGUCAGCGGAACGUGGAUACAGGACCAGAGUAUUAUCACAACAUGGCUGUGGAGUACCAUGGAGUGGAAGCAGAUGAUCUCCCCACUUUCAACCUCAGCCAAUUCUUUUAUUCAGCUUCUAAAUUCAUUGAUAAUGCGCUUCAGGAUGAAAGAAACAAGGUUCUGGUUCACUGUGCCAUGGGUCGCAGCCGCUCAGCCACACUGGUCUUGGCUUACCUGAUGAUUUACAAGAACAUGACAGUGGUGGAUGCCAUUGAGCAAGUGUCAAGACACCGGUGCAUCUUGCCAAACCGGGGCUUCUUGAAGCAGCUGAGAGAACUGGACAUAGCACUGGCACUGCAGAGGAGGAACAGCAAAAACAGCCUACCACCUGUCGGCGAGCAGAACAGCACCACCAUCUAGUAUUGCUCCUGGCAGGGCUGUGCUACUGGAAAAGAAACUCCAUAGAAGGAGGGGAGGGGAAGCUGUAGUUAAUUACACAGUCACAAGGAUCAUUUGUUAUUAGCUGGAAAAAAACAAAGUCAUUUCAAAUGCUGUCAAGAUGAGAAAGAAGGGAGGCCAAAUUUAAAACCCAUCGUCUUAGAAAGUUCCAGCCUUAGCAGAAUUCUUUGUUACAUCAACAAAUACGUUUCUCUGUCUCUUUGUGCUCUUACAGCACAAAAACUUAAAACUCUCCUCUAGCUGAGUACCCCCAAAAUCCUGAUCCUAACCCAAGGACACUGCCUUUAAACAAGUGCAGCUAGGCACUCCUGAAGAAAUUUUGCAAGAAAAAAAAAAUGUUUAGUCCAGAGUUCUGAAGGAUUUCACAGGAGUUUGCCUUUUUGUGUCGUUUCCUGCCAUCUCCAUGUCUUCUUUCAGAGUAAUAAUCUAUGGCAGCAUAGUGUUUAAAGAGUCUCCACACGUGGAUCAACUACUCAGCCUUCACAAUGUACUUUGCAGCACACCAUGCAAACUAGAAACAAAGCAACACCCUUGACAAGGUCAGAUGCAUAAGCAGCUACAACAGACAACAAUUUAAGGAGAUACAUACACAUGACAUUUUAGGAGUUUCAGUUUUAACUUGCUUAACUUGUCCUAAAUCCUUCAAUUACCUAAAUUUUACAAGGUUCUAUACAUAAAGAAGUGCCUUUACAUUGUUAUGAGGAAGUUCAGUGCUGAACAUGUGGAGCCCUAAUAUAGCCCCUAAAUAACUAUGGAUUAUAACCAGUUCUAAUGAGGUUUUAGAAAAGGCAUGAGACACCAAUGAAGCCUUUUAAAAAUACCAGUGACCUGACUACCCUGGAAAAAGCUGCUGUUGUGUUUCCAGACACUGUUUAUAUUUAUCACUACCACAUGUUUUCUCCUAUCUCAGCUUUAGUCACCUGAAUAGGUCAUUAUGCUCCUAUAUAGGUGCAUCUGUUAAUAAUAUCAUUUGUUGGCAGAAGUGGUACAAAUACACUAAUGGGGACACCAGACCUACUUUUCUGCCCAACCUUACUCCAUUUACCCUAUUCGACAUAAAUUAUCAAACUGUGUUUUGACACAAAUGAGAGUUUUGCCACCCCAGCAGCAUUUGACAUUUUUAAAAUGUACUUUACAGGAGGAUCACAAUUAAGCCAUGUUUACCUUUCCCGUAUCUGCUAAAAGCUCAAGUCAUCACCCUCUCCACCAGAAUUUUGCCCAUUUCAAUGUAUCAGGCAAGAGCUAUUUGGUGCCUCAGUGCCUGCAAAGAAUGACUUGGCCAUCGAGCAGACAGGAAAGUGCUCUUGGUCUUUACCACCUGACACAAGACCUUGCAACUUCAGCGCAGUAUAAAGUGUAGAAGUCUUGUAUACUUAAAAAAGAAGAACACAGGGCACAAGUGCAACACUGAGAACUGUGAGGAUAUGCUACAAACCAGAGUUGAGCACAACUUUAUACCAUUUUUAUAUAUGUUAACAGCUCUUCACAGGCUAGCCAUCUCUUGUGCGAAGACUUUCCUAUUCCUUCACAUCUUUCUGGGGCCCAAAACCCAGGAAAUCAUUCAUCUCUAAACACUAACUGGAGUCAAGGCUGCAGACACCCAUAAUACAAUGCUUUUGAUUUAUCAUUUGUAUUUAUCUGCAUAAUAAAUACCUUAUCUUUAAAUUCUCAGACUGCAAUUGACUACUGCUAAAAAACAAAUGAGACAUCAUAACGUGAAAAAUAUUCAUGAUAGAGACACACAAACUCUGGGACUUCCAGCAAAUUAAGUAUCUCUACACUUCAACUGGGGGGGGGGAAACACCCAGAAAAAAACCUAGAAAAAAAUAGGGAACUUGAAGUAAUCUGACACUUCAAAAAUAAAUAAGCACUCACAGUAUGGGGUUAGAGUAAAAAUAUUUUCGGAUGAGGUCCCUCGACUCUUUCCAUCUACUUCCACAGACAUUCAAAUGUAACUUUUUAGACCACCUUAGUGUCUAUUGCAGUUUAAUUCACAAACUCAAACAUGGAACAGUUCUCCCAGCCUUGUGUUAGAUAAACCUGCUUUCAGAUGCAUGGUCCUGCUCUUUCAUUUAGGCUGAUGGUGAAAGCUGAACACUCUCACCUCCAUGGCAGCAGAGUAUUUCUUCUCAUUAGCUUUACAGACAGGAAUUCUGUACCAAAUGAUAUACCAAAAGAUAACAAAUAUCCACCAGGAUUUCCCUCAGUCAAAUUACAUGUAUCCUGCCAUAUAGCUUGAUAACUGCUGUAACCGAAAGAGGAUUUGUUGAUUUACAUGCAUAAUUGAUCACUCUCAGCUCUACAGCCAGGGUCAUUCUUUCUAGUUACCAUGCUGGAUAUAAAUGCAGUUUGUUUCCAUCAACCAGCCUGCCUGAUGGAUAAAUUAACAGCUUAUAAAACUGAAAGAUAUUGACAGUGAUCUAAUAUGAAAGAUUAGUAUGUUUAGCAGCUCAUCGUUUCUGCUUCUAUCACAGAGAUUCUUACAAAGUUAGUAAAAAACGGGUUAUAUUUUGUCCACUGCGAGGGGAUCAGGUAGCCUGAGUGCAACAACACUCACCAUUCCUGUCUUCACUAAAGGGCCAGAGUGCAGCUUUCAGUACUGCCUUUUUGGCAGCUUCCAGAUGAAGUAUGUUCUGCUUCAAAGACAAGUAAAUAUCUUCCCUAGAACCAGGUCUUGCCUGAAGGACUCAGCUGGUACAGCUGUGACCAUUAAACAGUUCUGAAGUAAACAUAUUUCUCAUUUACUUCCCAACUUUCUUGCCUACCAUUCUCCCAGAAUCCAUUAGACUAAAUCAGAAAAAGCAGAAGUUCUGGAACAUGUGACUUCCACAAAGCAGGCAACUCUUGCAAGCUGCUAACUAGCUACUAACAAGUGUUAGCAGCACUGAUUUCAUCUAUAAACCAGGUCUGCAAGAAACAUACACAGAACAAGGCAAGUUUACCUCCUUCUUGCCAAUCACUAGUGGUAUGGAGUAUACUAUUUGUCAAACCAAAGACUAAGAUUGCAUGGACAAGGAAGCCUCCUGCAUUCCACAAGAAUAAUCUAUUGCAAUUCCGUGAAGAAUUUUCUGGGGACACUAAAAGAAAGGGCUAAUUCUCAUCUGGGAUGGUGUUAGACUACAUAGUCAAAACUGACACUGCAAUGGGUAUACAAUACAUAAAACAAGUAUAUCUGUAAAGGGAAAGACAGCCUUCUUAUAAAAGAAAUUUUAGUGCAGUAAGGCAAUUCAUAGCUAAAUAGUCACUACAGCAAAAGAUGUAGGAAAGCUCCUUGUCCUCCUGACAGGAAUUCAAUUCUGAAAUAAAAAAAAAAUAGUUUGGAAACUUGCCUGUUGUGCACAUGCUAUACCUAAUUUUCCAACCAACCUUUAAUUCAUAUAUUGCAAAUACAGAAUUUUGGCAAUAUGCUGGAGUCAGGAUGCUCUGUUUCAGGUUAGCACAAAUUUGAAACAGUAAGAAAGUCUGAUUUGCUUUUAUGUUACAGGCUUCGAAACUCAAAACUAAACAGCAGCAGAUAAAAGACCCAGGUGCCUUUUUCAUUCACUGUAAAAACACACAAACGAAAAAUCACAAAGCACACUGCUACUCUGAGAUGCAAUUAUUUAAAAAGAUAUGGUCCUCGCUAAACAUACUUGAAGGCUGCAAAUAACUGUGUUGAGUUCACCUUUCCCUUUCCUAAGCAUAAAAAAGUUGACAGUUAUUUUGUGAAAAUGAAAACAUAAUUUAAGUACUAUUAAUACUCUCUGCCUUUAAUAAACAAAUUUGACAACCUAAGGGGUAUGAACCAA
Corapipo altera (White-ruffed manakin) is the source of this 4811-nucleotide messenger RNA. RefSeq names its product dual specificity phosphatase and pro isomerase domain containing 1 (gene DUSP29). The coding region runs from base 331 to 984 and encodes 217 amino acids. Gene Ontology annotation, cellular component: cytoplasm. NCBI's taxonomy places the organism in Eukaryota, Metazoa, Chordata, Aves, Passeriformes, Pipridae. The transcript has 5 exons. Gene Ontology annotation, biological process: protein dephosphorylation; negative regulation of MAPK cascade. The record is from RefSeq and is a predicted model, not a curated record. Gene Ontology annotation, molecular function: protein tyrosine/serine/threonine phosphatase activity; MAP kinase phosphatase activity.